UACUUAACAAUAACAGGCUCCCUGUGGUGUGUUUCAUCAUUGACGGUUAGAGGACAUUGUUUUUGUUUUCCUGCGUAAACUGCCAUUCACCCGUAAUGUCAGCAAUCCCUUCCAGUCCAAGGUCCUAUUUGCAGUUUUAUGAGCACCACGAGCAUCAUUACGAAGGCAAAGGCUAAACUGAAGACAUAAAAAUGCUGCCGAGAAAUUCUUCAGGUGCAGAUGAUCUGCUGGGAAACAGUAGUCACAGCAGGCCAGGCAAUGUGGAGCAGGUCCUUGUCCCUUUUUUUGAUGUCCUAAUCCUGGUGUUGGGGUUAGCAGGCCACAGCACAGUCAUGUUCAUCCUCUGUCGGAGGCACAGGAAGAGAGCGGGUCAGUCUGCACAGAGCUCCAUGACAGGAACGGGUACAGACGUCCUACUGCUGGCCCUCAGCUCUGCGGACUUGCUUCUUCUCGCCACGCUUCCUUUUCACACCGCCGCCAUCGCCAUGCAGCAGUGGCCAUUUGGAGACUUCCUGUGUCGCAUGGCGGGCUUUUUGGGAUCGGCCUGCUCCUCAGCCAGCGCCUUCACGCUGUCCGCCCUCGCCGUGUCACGCUACAUGACGGUGGUGCACCCUGCCACAGCUUACCGCCUCCUCUCUCCUCGCCGGGUUGCCAUGGUGGCUACGCUUCUUUGGGUACCAGCCUGCUGCCUGGCGACGCCUCAGUUUGUGUUCCGCUCAGUUGGAAUUUUGGGAACCCCUCCCGGCAGUUCCGACGGGCUUACUUGCUUCGCUUUCUUGUCGCACAAAGACCAGCUAAUUUACGGAUUGUUCCAUUUCCUUUUAGCUUUCUUGCUCCCGCUAAUCACCAUCACCAUCGCAUACGGAAACAUCUACUUGUUCCUGUGGAGGACUCAGAACGCGGGCCAGGCUCCACAAGUAGAACGCUACCAGAACAAGAGCUCAGGUGCCACCGGCACCUCGCCACGUUACGGUGCGUUCACCGUGUUCUCGCGACUCACGGCCAUUGCGUCCACCGUCCUAAACCCAAUGCUGUAUGUGCUCACGUCCCAGAAGUUCAGACAGGAUCUAUUGAGGUUGUUCAAGAAAGAAGGGCAGAGAGCCAGUGGGGGUGCGGCUACCUGAUUGAGGCCAUUAAUCACCAGAUGAUCCACAGCCCUGGGAGCUACACAGUACAACUAAUCAUUUACCAUUAAAGUCAUUGCCAAGACGAUCAUCGUUGCAAGGAAUGAGCGCUUAUAUCAUUAAAGUCACUUGAAAAGAGUGGUGAAAUAACUCAA
Molecule: messenger RNA, 1279 nt
Organism: Entelurus aequoreus (snake pipefish)
Lineage: Eukaryota; Metazoa; Chordata; Actinopteri; Syngnathiformes; Syngnathidae
Product: delta-type opioid receptor-like
Exons: 2
Coding region: 192-1124 (310 amino acids)
Biological process (GO): immune response; G protein-coupled receptor signaling pathway
Cellular component (GO): membrane
Molecular function (GO): G protein-coupled receptor activity
Source: RefSeq, a predicted model, not a curated record